Rhipicephalus sanguineus (brown dog tick) is the source of this 971-nucleotide messenger RNA. RefSeq lists its product as uncharacterized. Gene Ontology annotation, molecular function: amine binding. Gene Ontology annotation, biological process: symbiont-mediated perturbation of host defenses. NCBI's taxonomy places the organism in Eukaryota, Metazoa, Arthropoda, Arachnida, Ixodida, Ixodidae. The record is from RefSeq and is a predicted model, not a curated record. The coding region runs from base 102 to 818 and encodes 238 amino acids. The transcript has 6 exons.
CCAGGCAUUGGCGUUGUUGUAGUCCUUGGCUGACGCUCGCGUUAUAUCCUUCAAAUCGCGUUCGACUCUACUUGAGCUGUCGGCGUGUUCGUGGCUGCUGGAUGUGUGGGAGAAAGGCACUGGGAGUAGGGAAGGUGUUGACGAUGAUGUACUCAGUUUUAGAAGUGCACCAGAAUUUCAUAAUUGUGGGAAUGUCUUUAUGUCUGGAAGUGGACGACGCGGUUACAGCUGCUCAAAACGGGAAAGCUGACAGCGAAGAAGUGCUCCCUAUCGUAACGGUAUUCAACACAACUCAGAGGUUAUGGUUGUACUGGAAAAAUUAUACGGACAACAAUAUAGAAUUUGAGGAAUCGCAAGAGUCCACCCUGCCUGAUUAUGACCCGACGCAGAAGUGUACAUUUAUUAAGAAAUAUAACAUUAGCGAUAGAGACAUCUACUUCUGGUGGGCCACAAUGAUGGGCGACGAUAUGGUGCGAAAUGACUGCUACGGCAACUUCUCUUCAGAAGCUGGAGAAAGUCUUGGAUCUAUGGACUCUUGGGUCCUAUAUGAAGGAGAGACAUCCCCAUUUCAAAAAAUGAGGCUUAUGUAUAUGGAAAAGAACUGCAGCGUGUUUUUCGUUACUUAUCUCGACGAUGACGCUGACGCAGUUUGCGAACUAUACGUCCGAAAUAAAGCGAUUUCUCAAGGGCCAUCGAAGAAUUGCACGAAGUAUUACGACGAUUACUGCAAAAACAAGACUGUGGUAUACAACUCGACGUGUCCGACUGAAGUUGCUAAAGGAGUUCAAGAUAUAAAUAAAUGGAACAUUGGGCAGUAGACGAGCUAGGUUUGCGAACAGAGACUGUAGAAAAUAUCCUAUCGGGUAAGGAGUCAUCUGCGCAUUCAUACGGAUCUUGACACACAGAUACACAGCUUUACAAAAGUAGGCAAGAUAAACUAGGUCACAUGCUCCAAAAAUAAACUUGUGGUC